UUUAGAUACGCUGACUUAUACAAUCAGACUAAUGACACUUGCAUCCAUACGGUCAGCCUAGAAUUCUUAUUGGUUCUUCUGCUUGGCUCUGCCUGUUAAGUCCAAAACUCCAAUCUCAGCCUCCGCUAUACGAAUCAUAUAUUUCAGACAUACUGGGUUUAUGUACAAAAAAAUCAGACCACAUCACACUAUAAAAUGAAAAAUACCAAUUUGUACAGGAUCAAGCUAAAAGUGGUUGUGAUUGUGAGAAACUGUUACCAAUAGAUUGAGAAUAGUAAAUCAUAUAACUGUAAUCAAUAGGUCAAAUAAAAGCUUAUAAUAAAAGGAAUAUGAAUACACAUAAGUUAGUUACUUAAUAGCCAUACAAUAAGAAUAUUCGUAUAAUAUUAGUGCAUAAGUAAUUCCUAACAGUUACCAUUCAUUUAUUCUCGUCUGGAUAUAAUAAUUUAGUGUAGUGCCUCUUUUAGUUAUAGAAAAUAAACAUUCAUGCUAGACACUAACCAAAAAUGUUAUUAUUAAUAUAUGAUUGGUUAAUUUCAUCAUUAUGUCAUAAUACACGAUCGAUAAGUGCUGAUCUGUCUUUGUUCCUCUCAUUUCUCCAUCCUGUGAAAUCAAUUAUGAUAAAUUUUGUGGAAAUUUUUACUAUAAGUGUUUUGUAGUCACGAAUUGUCUUUUUUGUUUACUGGAAUUUCAGUGAUUUUAGUGAUAUUCUUUAUCUGUUUGUAGUGAAAAUCCUCAAACUACAUAAUAUUUAUUUAAUUUCUUAUAAAAGAAAGUCUUAUAUGGAUGCACAUAACUUUUUACAGUGACAAUGCCAUGACUUCCAUUUUAUGCAUAGUCUGUACGGUUUUACUAUUUGGAAUAAGUGAUAAAAAAACAUGGAUACUAGUCAAUGUAUUAUGGAAGGCCAGAGAACACCACAGAUCUGAUUCGUCCCAACAUGGGACUCUCCAGCAAUGGACACUCAUAACUUCGAGGCCCAAACCUAAGACCCUCAGGUCUCUCCGGGGGCGCGUUGCCUUUAGACUAUUGAGUUAGUCUCCUAUGGUUCACAUUUCCAACUUGCAUAAGUUCACUACAUACCGAGACAGCCUUCAGUAUCCAUUGUUCGGUAACUGCCUCGGUAUGGGGAUGGUCGAACUUAAUAAGCCACGUCCUUUCACUGGGAUGUCAGACGUUUAACUCGAAACGAUUGUCUAGCGACUCCUUAUCUUAGUGUUUCCAUAGCUGAUAUCAAUCGGCGACAUAAAAUUAACUUCAGUUCAAAAUAAUCUGUACAGAUCUAUUACCUCGCGCGCGAAUUCCUGAUCUCUAGACCACUGAACCGAGAUCCACUUGUGUUAAUAUCCAACUCCUAUCAAUUCGUGGUAUUGUGCAACUAUCUUUUGUUACCUGCCAUGGGUAACUGUCUCACAUCUGACAUAUUAGGACGGAACAGCUAUCCAGUGCUUCUAGGUCUUCAAUGGCAGUCUAACUAAGAUUCAUGACUUGUAAAAACUAUGAAAAUUUAAGUUUUGUUGACUCAAUAGAAGCAUUAGCAGAUUACCAAUUUCAAUUCAUCAUGUUGGCAAAAGCAAAUUGGAUUCAUAAGAGUUGACUGGUUUUUGCCAACCUACUUCGACGGAGAAUGUUGUGCGAUUUAAGAGUAGGUUGGACGAAAGCUAGGGGCGGCCAAAUCAAAACAUAGCAUCAAUCCAUGGAGUUACUAACAAUUGGACUUAGCCGUGUCAACAGAUGUUGACUAUUUGGUUGGAGUCCGAGUGAUCAUCGCAGCCAAUUGUUAGACACUUUGAAUGACCUGGCUCGAAAUCGUUUGGAAUGGCGCAGUUGCAUCCAUUGUUUGUCUUCCCCAAAACUUUGGGAUUCUAUAUUCUUUAUAAUUUUUUUUCGUUUUUAUUUCAGUAAAUUAUAUUCAAUUUUCGAGUUAGAGCUUCGAUGUCUAAUCUUUCCUAUUACCACUGAAACUGUUACUACCUCUACUAUUGUGGUAUUUGGCCUAAUAAUUUCAUCUGUUUGUGCUAAUGGGGUAUGAGAACUUGAAGUGAUGUACAGACGUGCCAGGUAUACAUGGACUCUAGGAUCCUCAAGGAACAUAUGUAGUACAAACCAAUCGUUGGUCACCGGCUACCAUGGGACCACAUCUCCCCAUGUUGCUCCACUGCCUUGUGGAUUAUACUUAUAGGUCAUGUUUCCAUGGAACUUCAACUGAUGUACAGAUGCGCCACGUUCGUCAUUGUGACUGACUUAUUUCAAGCGAAAGUUAAUGCUUUUUAAGCUCCGAAUUUCAUUUUUUAAAUUUCUAAUGAAAUAGAGUCCUUGGGAACUAUAUCAAAAACUCCUAAUUGUUUGUUGGGGUAAACCACAACAAAUUCAGUCAAAACCAACAUCAUUUCCGAUUGCUGCUUAUGCAUUACAUGAUCAUCUGCGUGUCGGUUAUAGACCAUCUCCAAAUGAAAUUUCGAAAAGUUUAAAAUUGAAAGGUGUUAUUCUAGAAAAAUCUGUUCACCAUACAAUUCUUUCCGAGGGUUCUGAGGAUUCCAGUCUUGUCAAACUUGAAACAAACAGUCUGUAUCGUGGUUUACCUGAAGUCUACUUAUUAUAUGAAGGUUGCACUGUUGUCGGAGAAACAUUUCAAGCUUCACGUCUUGUGAACACUGGGAUAUCACCUAUUGUCUUACCGCCUAAUAAAAUUCGCUUAAACUAUUCUAUACCACUGAAACAACGUCGAAUUCUUGGUCAAUCCAAUAUUAAUUUCGAAGAUAUACCAGUUCAUAUUCAUCGUUCCCAUUUAUAUCUACCUAUACCAUUUUAUAUGAAUGCCUCAAAUUUAUGUAUAAAAUCAUAUGUUAAAAAGCCUUCACAUCUUUUUAAAAUCAAAUCUGAAAGCUUUUCUUUAAAAUCUUGUAAUAUAUCAUCAAAACCUAGUCCCUUAUCAUUAUCUUGUGUUAAGCGGGAAGUCGUCAGUGAUACAAUACCGACAACAAAGACAACAACCAGUAAUAAUAAUAAUAAUCGUACAAUUAAUUAUUACUUCCUAACAUGUCAUUCAUAUGAAUUGCCUGAUUAUUUUUCUAAUACUUUAGCUCGUCUUGGAAUUGAAUUUGAUUACGCUAAUUGUAUCAGUAAUUUAUUAGAAAUUAUGUAUGGUAUAUUAUUAGAAGCUGCUAAACAUUAUAUUAUAGACAAUUAUGGUGAAAAUACAUGGAUAUGGUUAUGUAAAAAAUCUACUGGUAAAGAAUUUGAUAUUGACACUAAAAAAAUAUACCGUGACAACUUGAUGACAAGAAUUGCCACAAUAUUAGGUGAUAAAAUAUUCACAGAUAAAGAUACAAUUCUUUUUGGGAUUGGACGUUAUACCAUACAAUAUUUAAUUAGAAAUGGUUUUGAAAAACUACUUCGUGCAUCUGGUAAAACAUUCAAAGAUUUAUUAUUAAAUUUAAAUGAUCAUCAUAAAUAUUUACGUUAUAGUUAUCAUCGUAUUAAACCACCGACAUUUGUUAUCUUAUCUAGUACAUCAAGUUGUAUAAUGUUAGAAUAUACAACAACACGACCUGGUUAUAAUCAUUAUACAAAAGGACUAUUAUUUGAAGUAGCUAAAUACAUUUAUCAACUACAUUUAAUUAUUAAAAUCAAUUCAGAAUCAAAUGAAGGUUCAUUAUAUCGAACUGUAUUUACAUUAGAAUUAUUUAUUGGUGAAAGUUUUAAAGAAUAUGAGAUUUGUAUGGUAAAGACUGGAUUAGAUACAAUGAAUAUGUUACCGAAAAUUUCCAAUAAAAAUUUUUUUGGAUUAUUACCAUUCCAUUUGUUAAUCGAUAAAAAUCUAAUGAUACAUAGUGCUGGACAACGAUUAUUAGAAUUUCAGCCAACUUUAAUCAAUACUAAGUUUCAAGAAUUUUUCGUCAUCAUGUUACCAAUUGUGAAACCAUUAUUUGAACGGAUUAUGAUGUUUUCUUCUUCCACGUUUAAAAUUGGGCUAAAGAUUAAUAGAAAAUCGAAUGAGAGUCAAAAAUCAAUGUUAUAUAUUAAGGGUCAAAUGAUUUAUGUAAAAGAAUGGUCAAUGUUACUUUUUAUAGGGAAACCAAAUUUUUCAGAAAUUAAAUCUUUUAUCGACUUUGGACUACAUUUACAAGACAUUAACUUAUAUGAUAUUAAAGUUGAGAAAAUGAUCUUAGGUGAUACAGUAUCUAAAAAUCUUUUAUUUUUAUUAGAAAAACAAAAAAGAAAAAGUACGGAGUUAUCAAAAAUAGCCAGAAAACUCGAUGAACAACGAAGAAAAACCUAUCAACUGCUGGAACAAUGCUUACCUAAAGAAGUUGCACAACAAAUAAGUCAAGGAAAACAUCCUUCAGAAACAAUGAAGGCAUACAAUUCAGUGACAAUAUGCUUCACUAAAGUGGUUAAUUUUUCUAAUUAUUCUAGUCGAAUGUGUCCACAUAAAAUUGUCGAUAUAUUAAAUCAAAUGUACACACUUUAUGAUUCAAUGACUGAAUCACAUAAUGUUUAUAAGAUUGAAACAAUUAGUGAUAGUUAUAUGCUAGUAUCCGGUGCUCCAAGUCCAUCAUCCUUUCAUUCAGCCCAUAUAAUUGAAAUGGCAUUAGAUAUUCUGGAAGUUACAAAACGACAUCUAUUUUGGCCUAGUGAAGCUUUUUUGGAUAAUUCGACAGGAACUCAAGAUGAACAAAAUAUACCACUACAACUAUACAUUGGUUGUCAUACUGGUUCGAUCGUUGCUGGAAUUGUUGGAUUUAAAUCACCAAGAUAUUGUUUGUUUGGUGAUACAGUAAAUACUGCAAAUAGAAUGAUGAGUACUGGACUCCCAGAUACAGUUCAUAUUAGUUCGGACUUGGCGAAGAACCUUUUUGGAUAUCCUUAUAUUCUGGAAUAUCGAGGUGAACAAACAAUCAAAGGUAAAGGAAAAAUGACCACUUAUUUCGUUAAAAACCGUAAAGAAAACUUUACCAUGACUGAUACAACAACUGGAGAAGAGUUAAACUUCCGAAAAUUAUUAAAAGAAGAUAUUGACAGUCAUUGCAGACAAAUAGAUGAACUAAACUCUUUUAAUUCAGAAGUUUAUGGUUAUGAUAAUGGAGAUGAAUCGAGUUCGACUACGCCUUCUGAGGAUGAAACAGAUAUAGAAGAAAUUCAAAAUAUUGAUAAAAAUGAAGAAAUACUUGACACUAUACUUAUUCAAAAUAAUAUCACCACUCAAUUUUGUUUCAGCAAUAAUCAAAAUGAACGUGAAUCACAGUCGGAAGAAAUGGAUUAUUUGCAAUCCAAAGAAAAUUUAACAAAAUCCAAGUCAGUAGAACAAAACAAUUUGAAAUAUACAAACAAACUAAUGAAUGAAGAUGAACAUGUAGAUUUAAUGAAGUCUUUUAAAUCGUCUAAAUCGGUAAUAUUUGAAGAUAUUGUAAACCCAUUAACAUUAGGAUUAACAGAAAUCGGUAUUGUUCAACCUGAAAAUCCACUUCAAUAUCUAGGCAACUGGUUGUGCAAAUUUUCACAAAAGUCUAUGAGUGAAGACUCAUGA
Schistosoma intercalatum is the source of this 5530-nucleotide messenger RNA. The record is from the annotation of a GenBank genome assembly. NCBI's taxonomy places the organism in Eukaryota, Metazoa, Platyhelminthes, Trematoda, Strigeidida, Schistosomatidae.